GUUUGCACAUCAGUGUGCACAUCACGUGGACUCGAAAAUCAGACAAAUACAGCAGGAUCACCUUCCCCGACGCCUGCCUCCACGGACCUCAGUUAUCCAAAGCCGUACGUGGUAGCAAAACGUUUUCUGUCACUCUCCUACAAGCAUCAGUUGCCGCUAAAACUGUGGAUGCGCCGGAGACCUCGAGACAUAUUCCUCCCGGCCGUGAUCAAGCAACUGGCUAUUGAGUAG
Molecule: messenger RNA, 231 nt
Organism: Opisthorchis viverrini
Lineage: Eukaryota; Metazoa; Platyhelminthes; Trematoda; Opisthorchiida; Opisthorchiidae
Exons: 1
Source: RefSeq, a predicted model, not a curated record